AUGGCGCAGGGCGGCUUCCCCCGGGAUACUACCAAAGGACGGGUCUGCUGGCCAGCGGCCAAGAGUCCACAGGCUUCGGCAUUGCCGGGGAUCCAGGGAUCCCAGGGCUUCAGAGGCCACGGUGCCCCCGGAAGGGACGGUACGUGGCGUGAACCCACCCCCGGUGCUGAGGAAAAAGACCCAGCACCCGGCGAGGUUGACGGCAGAGUAUGGAAGAAUGUGUGA
Molecule: messenger RNA, 225 nt
Organism: Penicillium daleae
Lineage: Eukaryota; Fungi; Ascomycota; Eurotiomycetes; Eurotiales; Aspergillaceae
Exons: 1
Coding region: 1-225 (74 amino acids)
Source: RefSeq, a predicted model, not a curated record